AUUCGUUCGUUUCGUGUUUCAAUCUUCUCUCCGUCUCCGAUCAACGUGCAGCAACAGAAAGCCCCGCUGGGAAUUCAGUGUUCAGCUUUCAUCUUCUUUCCGCCGGAGACUUGAACGUGCAGCUCGUCCAACUCCCGGGCGGAAACAUGGAAACUUCCGUCCUCGGAUUCCUUGGUAAUUUUGGCGCCCGAUAAGGUGGGGAAGAAGAAGAAGAAGAAAGGAAAGGUAUAUUUGUAAUUGCAAGUAAAUUUUUCAAUGAGUGGGAAUGAGUUCCGCUUCUUCUUGUCGUAUGACAUCAAUCUCCCUGUCACAUUCCGAAUCGAGAGAUUGGAAGGAUCACUGCCUCCUGUCGAAUUCCCCGAUUCUGGAAUUGAUCCUGCUGCGGAAGAGAGAAGAGCAGAGUUGUAUGUUGAGUGUGUAUUAUGUAUGGAUGGCGCUCCCUUUGGUCUUCCCAUGAGAACAAGGUUAGAGACCAAUGGAUCGGCUUACUGCUGGAAUGAACUCAUCACGUUGAGUACUAAAUAUAGAGACCUCGGUAGAUACUCACAGCUUGCUUUAACAGUUUGGGAUGUUUCCCAUGGAAAAAAUGAAGGCCUAAUUGGUGGGGCUACCAUUCCUCUUUUCAACAGUAAGUUGCAACUCAAAACAGGCAAGCAGAAGCUUAGGCUUUGGUUGGGCAAAGUAGCUGAUGGAUCAUUUCCAACAACUACUCCUGGAAAGGUCCCCAGGCAUGAGCGUGGAGAAUUGGAACGUUUAGAAAAGCUUCUGAAUAAAUAUGAAAGGGGGCAGAUUCAGCGUGUAGAUUGGCUUGAUUGGCUUACGUUUAAAGCUAUGGAGAAAAUCAAAGGCCUCGAGAGCUCUAAAACUGGGAGUUCACACCUGUACUUGGUUGUUGAUUUCUGUAGCUUUGAACAUAGAGUUGUUUUCCAGGAAUCAGGGGCAAAUUUUGUAUUACCAUCACCUAUUUCUUCAACAAAUGAACUUGUUAUUGUUUGGGACCCUGAAGUGGGUAAGAUAAAUCCUUCUGAGCACAAGCAACUGAAGCUAGCAAGGAGCUUAACCCGAGGUAUCAUUGACAAGGAUUUGAAGCCAAGCAACAAUGAGAGAAAGUCAAUACAAAGAAUUUUGAAAUACCCACCAACACGAUAUUUGAGUGGAGAUGAGAAACAGCUGUUGUGGAAAUUUCGCUUCUCGUUGAUGACUGAGAAGAGGGCACUCACAAAGUUUCUCCGAUGUGUGGAGUGGAGUGAUGUUCAGGAAGCAAAACAAGCUCUAGAGUUAAUGGGCAAGUGGGAAACAAUUGAUGUCUCUGAUGCACUUGAGCUUCUAUCUCCCCUUUUUGAAAGUGAAGAGGUUCGUGCAUAUGCUGUCAGUGUUCUGGAGAGAGCUGAUGAUGAAGAGCUCCAAUGUUACUUGCUUCAACUAGUUCAGGCUCUUAGAUUUGAACGAACAGACAAAUCUCGGCUUUCUCAGUUCCUAGUGCAACGCUCAUUAAACAACAUUGAGUUGGCUAGCUUUCUCCGAUGGUAUGUUGCUGUCGAGUUUUAUGAUCACGGUUAUACCAAACGCUUCUAUUGUACUCAUGAGCUACUGGAAGAGAAUAUGAUGAAGUUGCAAGCUGGUCCAGAUGGAGAAGAUGGAUUCAAGUUGUGGCAAAGUUUGGUGCGGCAGACAGAAUUGACAGCACAGUUGUGUUCUAUAAUGAGAGAUGUCAGAAAUGUGCGAGGAAAUACUCAAAAGAAAAUUGAAAAGCUUAGGCAGCUUCUAUCUGGGCUUCUUAGUGAACUCACUUAUUUUGAGGAGCCCAUACGAUCUCCACUGGCUCCAUCUCUCCUUAUUACCGGCAUUGUGCCUUCAGAGUCAUCAAUAUUCAAAAGUGCACUGCAUCCUUUACGCCUGACUUUCAGAACACAGACUGGUGGAACUUCUAAGAUCAUUUUUAAGAAGGGCGACGAUAUUCGACAAGACCAAUUGGUCGUUCAAAUGGUAUCUCUAAUGGAUCGCUUGCUAAAGUUGGAAAAUCUUGAUCUGCACUUGACUCCAUAUAAAGUCCUUGCUACUGGACAAGAUGAAGGCAUGCUUGAAUUCAUCCCAUCACGGUCUUUGGCUCAGAUACUCUCAGAGCAUCGUAGUAUUACAAGCUAUUUGCAGAAGUUUCACCCUGAUGAUCGUGGCCCCUUUGGUAUUACUGCCACUUGCCUGGAGACGUUUAUCAAAAGCUGUGCUGGCUAUUCGGUCAUCACGUAUAUUUUGGGCAUUGGAGACAGGCACUUGGACAACCUUUUGCUUAGAGAUGAUGGGCGUAUGUUCCAUGUUGACUUUGGUUUUAUUCUCGGCCGAGACCCCAAGCCAUUUCCACCACCAAUGAAGCUCUGCAAAGAAAUGGUAGAGGCGAUGGGUGGUGCAGAAAGUCAAUACUACACCCGGUUCAAAUCUUACUGCUGUGAAGCAUACAACAUCCUCCGGAAAUCAAGCAACCUGAUUCUGAACCUUUUCCAUCUGAUGGCGGGUUCCAACAUCCCAGACAUAGCUUCUGACCCGGAGAAGGGCAUACUCAAGCUCCAGGAGAAGUUCCGGCUAGACUUGGACGAUGAAGCUGCCAUCCACUUUUUCCAGGAUCUUAUCAACGAGAGUGUCAGCGCUUUGUUUCCGCAAAUGGUUGAGACCAUUCACAGGUGGGCUCAGUACUGGCGCUAAACGCACCGCUCAACCCUCCUAGUUACAGAAAGAAAACGAUGGUACAAUGGCCGGCAAACACAAACGGGAUCUAUGUUCUCUGUUCUUGGGCUUGCUCGUCGUAGGAGCUGGAGUCUGCAACUUGGGAGCCUCUUCCAGAUCUAGAUGGUGGGGUAGUCCCUCGUUGCUGGCCUCAUCUUCAAGGUGAAGCCAUUCCCUUCUUUUCCUCUCCAACCUCUCUAGGUGUUUGAGUGGCUUGGUGAGCCGUCGGAUGGUGGUGGGGGUUGGGUCUUCUCCGGUGGUUACAGUUGGGAAAUGGUGUUUUCCGUGGAGUUUGUGGCUACAUUGUGAGCUUCUACUCUUCUUCGAACCUGAUCUCUCUGCCUCAGCCUCCUCUGCCUCUUCAGAUUGGAGCAAUCUAGUUCAUAUCCUUUUCCACCGUCAUGCAGUCUAGUUUCUAGAUUCACUGUGAUGGAUGCCUUUGAGUUUUCCCCAGGAGGCGGC
This is a messenger RNA of Linum tenue, 3180 nucleotides long. Lineage: Eukaryota; Viridiplantae; Streptophyta; Magnoliopsida; Malpighiales; Linaceae. The record is from the annotation of a GenBank genome assembly.